AUGGAAAAAUCAUGGUUCAAUUUGAUCUUGUCUAAGGGAGAAUUAGAAUACAGAUGUGGGCUAAGUAAAUCAAUGGAUAGCCACCUUGGUCCUGUUGAAAAUACUACUGUAAACGAAGACCCGACUAGAAAUGAUACGGAUAAAAACAUUCAUGAUUGUAGUGACAGCUCUAGUUAUUACAGUAAGGUUGAUCAUUUAGUUGACGUCAAAGACAUUCGGAAUUUCAUUUCUGAUGACACCUUUUUAAUUAGGGAUAGUAAUCAGGACCGUUAUUCCAUAUAUUUUGAUAGUGAAAAUCAAAUUUUUGAGCUUAACAAUGAUCAUUCUUUUUUGAGUGAACUAGAAAGUUUUUUUUAUAGUUAUCAUAAUUCUAGUUAUAUGAAUAAUGGAUCGAAAAAUGAUGAGUCCCACUAUCAUUUUAACUUGGAUGAUAAUGAUACUAACUAUGGUUGGAAUAAUCACAUUAAUAGUUGUAUUGACUCUUAUCUUCGUUCUCAAAUCUGUAUUGAUAGUUCCAUUUUAAGUGGUAGUGACAAUUCCAAUGAUAAUUAUAUUUAUAAUUACAUUUGCGGCGAAGGUGGAAAUAGUAGUGAAGGCAAGAAUUUCGAUAUAAUAACUCGUGAAAAUGGUAAUGAUUUAACUCUAAAAGAAAGUUCUAAUGAUCUCGAUCUAUACAAGGAUUUGUGGGUUCAAUGCGAAUGCGAAAAUUGUUAUGGAGUAAAUUAUAAGAAAUCGCUUAAUUCAAAAAUGAAUAUUUGUGAACAAUGUGGAUAUCAUUUGAAAAUGAGGAGUUCAGAUAGAAUCGAACUUUCGAUUGAUCCAGGCACUUGGGGUCCUAUGGAUGAAGACAUGAUCUCUCUGGAUCCCAUUGAAUUUCAGUCUGAAGAAGAGCUUUAUAAAGAUCGUAUUGACUUUUAUCAAAGAAAGACAGGAUUAACUGAGGCUAUUCAAACAGGCACGGGUCAACUAAACGGUAUUCCUAUAGCAAUCGGGGUUAUGGAUUUUCAGUUUAUGGGGGGGAGUAUGGGAUCCGUAGUAGGCGAGAAAAUCACCCGUUUGAUCGAAUAUGCUACCAAUAAUUUUUUACCUCUUAUUCUAGUGUGUGCUUCCGGAGGAGCACGCAUGCAAGAAGGAAGUUUGAGCUUGAUGCAAAUGGCUAAAAUAUCUUCCGCUUUAUAUGAUUAUCAAUCAAAUAAAAAGUUAUUUUAUGUAUCAAUUCUUACAUCUCCUACUACUGGUGGAGUGACCGCGAGUUUUGGUAUGUUGGGGGAUAUCAUUAUUGCUGAACCCAAUGCCUAUAUUGCAUUUGCGGGUAAAAGAGUAAUUGAGCAAACAUUGAAUAAAACAAUACCGGAAGGUUCACAGGCGGCUGAAUAUUUAUUCCAUAAGGGUUUAUUCGAUCCAAUCGUACCACGUAAUCCUUUAAAAGGUGUUCUGAGUGAGUUAGUUCAGCUCCACGGUUUUUUUCCGUUGAAUCAAAAUUCAAUCAAGUAG
Molecule: messenger RNA, 1494 nt
Organism: Gossypium raimondii (Peruvian cotton)
Lineage: Eukaryota; Viridiplantae; Streptophyta; Magnoliopsida; Malvales; Malvaceae
Source: the annotation of a RefSeq genome assembly